AGAAAUUGAUUGGUCGACAAACAUAUGCCUAACGAAAUGAACCAAUCAAUUUCCUUAUACUUAUGGCUAUGCGCUUAUGGAAAAGUGUGUGUUCCCCGCUUUAAUGUCUAUGAUUCAAAUUAUCGAAUAUGCAGCGAGUAAUCGACUUUUCUCGCGAUACCAACUAGAGUCAUCGCACGCUUGGUGAUAUAAGAAAUCAUCGAAUUGGCAAUACUGAAGAAUGUCCUGUCUGUCAGUGUGCAAUCGGGCGUGAAAAUUCGCGAUAUGUUAGCGAUAUUAGUUAGCACGAAUAUUAUUAUAAAUUGAGCCCGCGAAUCUUCCGUAUUUUCUCCCUUCUUUUUCUUAUUUUCGAGAAACGCGCGCGAGACAAAUACGGGAGGGGGAGGGGAGGAACCUGAAGAUGAGUCUUAGCCUGACGAAACUUUUCUCGAAAAAGAAGAGCGGUCCCGUCGACACCGUAGUCACGGAGAUUGGUUUUCCAACCAAUGUCUCGCACAAGUUCCACGUGAGCAAGAAUGCGGAGACCGGUCAGCUGGAGGGUCUGCCGGACCCGUGGAUACGUUUGCUCAACACGCAGAUUUCCAAAUCGGAGCAGGACGAGCAUCCCGAUGCCGCGCUCCAGGCGAUCAAGUUUUACAACUAUUCGAUCAAGCGUAAGCCGCAAGAUCAAGAGGUUUUCAAGCCAUUCGUCACGCAAGACUUGAUCGAGGAAGAGUCGCAGGAAAUCGACAAUAUCCUUACCAAGAAAUAUCAGUCGAAUAUCUCCGAUGACGGCUUCAUCUCCGAAAGACAAUCUACGGGCAAUCAAGCGCAGAGGUUACCCGAGUUGCCGCCAAAAGUCAACAAACCGCCGAAACCACCGCCAAAACCGGCGCCGCGCAAGUGCAACGAUCGGGUGGAGAAAACACUCACCGAGAUACUGGAAGAUUUAAAUCCGUAUCAGAUAGAUGACGAUUUAUCAUCGGAGAAGGAUGUUACGUCGAGCAAGAUCGAGGAGAGUCCCAUCCUGCGUAGGAAAACCGAGUGUAUUGGUGUGAGACUCAGUGACGAACAGGUAUACGAGGAACUCAGGGCUAUCUGUCAACGCGGAGAUCCUCAUUUGCGCUUUGAAAGAACUAAAGAGGUGGGUGCCGGUGCUUCGGGUACCGUGUUCAUAGCUGCCGACCUUCAACAUAAUCAAAAAGUAGCCAUAAAGGAUAUAGAUUUAUCCAAGCAGCCAAAAAAAGAAUUGAUAUUAACCGAGAUCAAAAUUCUCAAAGAGUUUCAUCAUCCAAACUUGGUGAAUUUUCUCGAUGCCUAUCUCGUCGACGAACAUCUUUGGGUAGUUAUGGAGUUACUGGAAGGUGGACCGCUCACAGAUGUAGUCACUGAGACUGUGAUGAAGGAAGUUCAAAUUGCAGCCGUUUGCAGAGAAGUCCUCAAAGCGAUAAGCUUCCUGCACACUAAAGGUAUUAUUCACAGGGAUAUUAAAUCAGACAAUGUGCUAUUGGGAAUGAAUGGUGCGGUGAAAGUUACAGAUUUUGGUUUUUGUGCUAAUAUUGACGGUGAUGAAAAAAGACAGACUAUGGUUGGUACUCCAUACUGGAUGGCACCAGAAGUAGUAACGAGAAAACAAUACGGCAAGAAAGUGGAUAUCUGGUCACUAGGUAUAAUGGCUAUAGAAAUGAUAGAAGGAGAACCACCUUACAUGAAAGAAACACCAUUGAGAGCGUUAUAUUUGAUCGCUGCUAUUGGUAAACCAUCUAUUCCAAGAUGGGAUAGUCUCAGUCCAAUGUUCCAAAAUUUUCUAGAGAGAUGUCUCGCUGUAGAAGUCGAUGAAAGAGCAACUGCUGAUGAAUUACUUUCUCAUCCAUUCCUAGAAAACUGCGCGGAAUUAUCCACACUUACUCCAUUAAUUCGUGCGGCGCAGAAAAUUCUCCAGAAAGCGUUCCAUUAAAUAUUUCUACAGAAUUCCAAAUUGUUGCAUUCAUAAUUCUGACUCAUGCUCUUUACAUAUUAUUAUAUUGAAGGCUAAAAAGAAGGUAUUUCAUGAUUAUUAUUUGAUUUUAAUUAUUAAUUUUAAGCUUAUUUGACUGCCUGUUAUUUUUACUAUGCUGGUUUAGAAAUCGAAGCAUAUAGUGCACUUUUAAUAAUCAUUUUAAGAUUAUUUUAUUGAGAAAAAAUCUAAUUAUACUUCAUGUGUCUUAUUUACUUAUAUUAUAAUUAUUUGUGGCAAAAUAUUAUGUGGAUAUAUAAAUACUUUGUGAAUAUAUUUAUUUCCAGUUUUAAUUUCUAAAGAGUUUAUCUUAUUAUGUGCAAUUUAUACAAUUUAUUGUAAUUUAGAUUUUUAUUCAAGUAUUCAUAUCAAGUAUUUCGCUCAAUAAUAUACUAAUGCACUAUAUGUUAUUAUUCAAAUGCAAUACUUAUCAAAACAAUAAUAGCUACACAAUAUUUUAUUAUAAUAUUUAGAUGUAAACAAUUGUGGAUAGAUUUUUAUAUCUUUUGUGCAAGUUUUAUAUCUUUUUUGAGAGAUGAGAGGACUAUAUACAUUUAUUAUAUCGUAUUUUUAUAACAUUGUCACCAACAAAAUAUCACAAUUUUAGAAUUUUUUUCUUAAAACUGUACUUAUAUAGAUCACUGUGGAAACAUAAAUACUAUAAAAAUGUAUGUAACAAGGAAGACAAUAUUAAAAUCAAUUAUAGUCUGUUAGCAAAUAAAAUAUUAAACUUUAGCUGUGCUCAUUUAAAGGGAGAAAACAGCAGAAUUGAACAUAUUUAUAUCGAGAAAUCAUUACUGAUCAUAUGUGAAACAAUUUUAAAAAAUUCUGAAUAUGAAAUUGAGCAAUCCCUUGUAUAAUAUCAUGAGAGACAAAUAAUGUCUAUAAUUAAGUAUUAUGAGUCGAGUGUGACAGCAAGCAUUGUACAAUGCAUCCUUUUAAGGUUAUUGCGAUACACAUAGUUUUAUAAGAUUUUACCUCCACUCUUUUAUAACAUAUAUUCUUUUUGAAAACUUUUAUGUAAGAGCACAAUAUUGCUCAACCAAAUAUUAUAUUCGUAUAGCUAUUUUAUAAUUGAUAUGUACAUAAAUUAAUGUUCUAUAAAAAAAAGGUUUGUAAUGCAAUGCUUAUGUAUGUAAUGGGAUUAUUCUAAAGAAUGAAUGUUUAGAUAUUUAAGAUAAAAAACAUUUGAGCAGUAAUAUCAAGUAUGUUUAAAAUCACGACUGUGAUAAGCAAGAAAGUUAAGUCAUACUUUUUGUGCUCUAUAUUCUAUACCACAUACAAUACAGUAAAAAUUAUAUUAAGAUAAAUUAUAAAAUACUAAAAAUAUCAAAUUAUGAGACAUCAAAGUUUGAAAUACAAUUAUUACAUGUUAUAUAAUAUAAGCUGGCCAAGCAUUGCUUGACAAUCAUGGUGUUAAAAAAUAACAUGUAUGUAAAUGAAUAUAUUUAAAUAAUAUUGUAAUCGUUUGCAUGAUUUUCAAUAAGGAACACAUUAUCAAUUUUUUCUAAUUUUUGUAGGAUUUACACUCUCAUAGAUUUUGAGAAAAGUAUUUAAAAGGGCAAAAUGAAAUGUGAAAGACAUUUUAUAGAAUAUUCUAAUAUUUAUGUGCCUUAUUAAACAAAAACAUAUGAUUUUAACUAUUGUACAAACAGAUAUAAAAAUAUUAUUAUCAAUUACAAUAAAAUAUGUUAUAUAUGACAAAAAUUAAAUAUUUGUACAAAAUUCGUGCUAUUAUUAAUUUAUGUAUUAGGGAAAAAGAUUAAUGUUUAUCGAUAUGCUGGUAAA
Messenger RNA from Cataglyphis hispanica, 3763 nucleotides. It is a transcript of the gene Pak3, whose product is annotated as serine/threonine-protein kinase Pak. The record is from RefSeq and is a predicted model, not a curated record. Gene Ontology annotation, cellular component: cytoplasm. Gene Ontology annotation, biological process: protein phosphorylation; regulation of axonogenesis; intracellular signal transduction. Bases 401 to 1936 code for a protein of 511 amino acids. The transcript has a single exon. NCBI's taxonomy places the organism in Eukaryota, Metazoa, Arthropoda, Insecta, Hymenoptera, Formicidae. Gene Ontology annotation, molecular function: protein serine/threonine kinase activity; ATP binding.